AUGGCUCCCAACGCAAUCACAAAGCCUAACCGACGCAAACGUCGCAGUGCAGACUCGACACCACCACCACCGCGGCGACAACGGCCGCUUCUUCCGGGAUCGCCAAAGGCAAGACGGGAUGGUAACGGUAAUAUCACUAAUGCAGCGGACCUGAGUGAGGCUACACUCGCGCUCGAGAAUUGGCCUCGGGUUCUGCCAACCAUACCGACUCCUGGUCCUCCUGCUCCCCGACAACAGUUGGCCAUCCAUACACGAGAACAACAUGUGGCCCAACCACAUGUAGCGACAAAUGUCCGAUCUGGUGGUAGGACUGCGCCGAGGAACGACGUGCGCAGCCAGCGAUAUGCUCCGUCUUCGCUUGCACCUCGAAGCUAUGUUACGUCACCGGCCUCGCGUAUGGACUUCGUACAGCCGCAGCAGCAACAAUACCAGCGAUACCAGCAUUACCCGCAACACCAGUUUGGUAAUAUCAUCUCUGAAACGGAUCUGAUGAGGUUUCCUUCGAACUCAAGUCAGGGUACUUUGAGUUAUGGCCCUUCGCAUGCUGUGGGACAUCAGCCUUCAGGAAAUAUCUUCCAGGAAGAUACCUUGCAAGCUGAGGACUUUCAAGAAGCUGGACUGAACUUGGAAGCAGUUCAGGAUGGGGUGCCUGAUGAGAAUGGCGGGGAAGUCCAAUUCCUGUCUGACUUUUCGGAAUUCCAGAACUUCUUGUUGGGUCCAUCCGGGGAUAUGGCUCCUCUUGAACCGUCGGAUGGGUCGUACAGCCUUGAUCAGAUGGCUUCACAUCCGAUCUUCCAUCGGUAUCCCGCUCCUGCUCCUGCUCCCGGUUACCAGCAACCCCUUCCGGAACCUACCUUUACCGGCUACAAUGUUGCUGGAGCUUACCAAAGCCCAUAUGCGCCGACCAUGUAUGCUCCACAGCAGGCGCAUGGCCAGCCUACUUUCCAGCCGGGCCCGAUGAACGCGCCAGGCUCCAUCAACAACGUCGUCAUACCGCAGCCGGGCUCGAUGUAUGCGCAGAACUUCGUCAAUAAUUUCCCGCCACAACAGCAUCCACCCACCAUGUAUGCGCAACCGUACCAGCAGCUACAGCCGACCGCGCAACAACCCCAGGCCAACUACCCUGUUGCCGACUACAACCCACCUGCGGCUUACGCAGGCCCUUCCUCGCGACAACCAGGAAACUACAACGGCAGCACCGGGCAGGCACGACAGCAGGAUGCUGGAUCGAGGCGGAGACGGUCAAGCUUGUACCUAACGACUGAGGAAUGGGUUGAGGCGCAACGUAGGCAAGAGAACCUUGGAAGGGAGUGA
Messenger RNA from Alternaria arbusti, 1314 nucleotides. RefSeq lists its product as uncharacterized. The transcript has a single exon. The record is from RefSeq and is a predicted model, not a curated record. NCBI's taxonomy places the organism in Eukaryota, Fungi, Ascomycota, Dothideomycetes, Pleosporales, Pleosporaceae. The coding region runs from base 1 to 1314 and encodes 437 amino acids.